Messenger RNA from Colletotrichum lupini, 369 nucleotides. RefSeq lists its product as uncharacterized. The record is from RefSeq and is a predicted model, not a curated record. Lineage: Eukaryota; Fungi; Ascomycota; Sordariomycetes; Glomerellales; Glomerellaceae. Bases 1 to 369 code for a protein of 122 amino acids. The transcript has a single exon.
AUGACACUCGUCCAAAGAGCCGUCGGUCAAGACCGUUUACUCGCCUUCGCCGCCAUCGUUGUUGUUGUCGUCGUCGUCGUCUCCUCUUGGCCCUUGGCAAGCCCCUCCAACGCUCAAGAGUCCCAGCAACGUGCUCGCUUUCUUUCUGCCGCCCCCUGCUUCGCUUGCACAUUACACGCCUCGACGGCGGUGGCCUACGUUGUGUCGUACACACACACACACACACACACACACAUAUCGCGGAAUCGCUCUGAUCUCUCCACCACCGCGAUGCAGACACAAACGAGGCAUUGGACCCUCGAUCCCGACCUCGGGAAGAUUGCGGCGUGCUGUUCGGGUUACGAGUGGGGACCGAGGGAGGGGCACUAG